AUGGUCCUCUUUCCCAACGAGAUCUGGCUUGAGGUCGUCAGUUACCUCAACCUUCCGGCGGAUGUGUGUCCACGUGAGCAUGAGAAAGUCGACAAACACGAUAGACUCAUACAGCAGACCGUUGUCAGUCCAUGUCUUGUGUCCAAACAACUUCGCGCCAUCUUCCAGCCACGGCUAUAUCGCAGCUUCGUCAGAUACAGCAGACCUUGCGCUCAACACCGACUUCUGACAACCGACUCUGAGUGGCUACACAAGUACUAUCAACGCGAUCAACGCACCUUUCGGAUCAUCCGAAAGGAAUCAAGGCUCGAGAACUUCAUCCUUACCUUGAUCCGUCGUCCUGACCUCGCCGCCAUGAUCAAACAUUCACGCAUUGGCUCGUUCAAUCAGACCAAUGAUCUUCCAACAUGCUUCCGAAAGCUUUACGACAAACUACCCUUGGAGGAAACAACUUCUGGUGCAUUCCUGGCUGCACUCAAGGCCUUCGAGGGUUCCGAGCGUCUGUUUCCCGUUCNNAGGGGCGCGUGGAAGAAAGGCCUUGAGGAUGGUAGCGAAUCGGCAGAAAUUGCACUUCUACUGACUCUGCUACCAAGUCUGCGAUCAGCACGUUUCGAAACAGAAAAUCUGGGUGAUUUUGUGCAAGCGCUAUGCAAUGUCAAUCUCGAACCAGAUUCCAGCUCUUAG
This is a messenger RNA of Aureobasidium vineae, 684 nucleotides long. Lineage: Eukaryota; Fungi; Ascomycota; Dothideomycetes; Dothideales; Saccotheciaceae. The record is from the annotation of a GenBank genome assembly.